AUGUUUAGGCAGCUUGGAGGAGUUCCUACAUGCGAAGACGUUCAAUUUAUGCCGUUAAAUUGGGAAAUCGGAUAUGAAAUAGCGCUCGGAGCAACGAAACCAAUAGCAUCGAUUCACACUCAUGGUCUUCUCAGUGGGGUGAUAAAAUCAUCUAACUUUCUGAUUCAAAGCGACUUCUUACCUCGUCUUUCCAGCUUUGAAACGUCUGUGGUCGGAAAGAAUGUGUUACCGUUUGGGGAUUUUGAUAUUGGAGAUUAUCAUCGGAAAGAAACCUUCGAUGACUAA
Messenger RNA from Lactuca saligna, 285 nucleotides. The record is from the annotation of a GenBank genome assembly. Lineage: Eukaryota; Viridiplantae; Streptophyta; Magnoliopsida; Asterales; Asteraceae.